AUGGACCAGCUGGAACGCGAUAUCCAGAAUGCAAUGGCCUGCGUGGAAGGCUUGACGGCCAAAGUAGACGCCACCCCGCGGCCUGCAGACACAACAUCUCCACGAGGGACUGCCUCCCCCAGAGGGAGCUCCCCGAGAGGCAGCUCUCCGCCACCGGAGAAGGGAGCUUUCGCUGCGGUAGAGCGGCUUGAGACGAAUCUCCGCCAGGCAAUGCACCUUUUAGAUGGCAAGGUGGAUAGAUCUGAGAUUGAGGACCUGGUACUUGCAACCUCCGUGGCGGAGCAGCAGCAGGCUUGCCGGCUUCGCAGCGCUUAA
Messenger RNA from Cladocopium goreaui, 315 nucleotides. The record is from the annotation of a GenBank genome assembly. NCBI's taxonomy places the organism in Eukaryota, Dinophyceae, Suessiales, Symbiodiniaceae.